Triticum aestivum (bread wheat) is the source of this 955-nucleotide messenger RNA. RefSeq lists its product as uncharacterized. Bases 81 to 623 code for a protein of 180 amino acids. NCBI's taxonomy places the organism in Eukaryota, Viridiplantae, Streptophyta, Magnoliopsida, Poales, Poaceae. The record is from RefSeq and is a predicted model, not a curated record. The transcript has 6 exons.
UCAUCCCCUCCCCAAACCCUCUCCCGCCCCAAGCUCAGCAGGACACGGCCGCCGCCGGCCGCGACUACUACGCCGCGAACAUGACCGACUUCCUCAGCGGCAACAUCGUCGCCAUCCCCAUCCCCACCGGCCGGGGCCCGGGCGGCCAAGAAGCUCCCCGGCGUCCGGGAGCUCUUCGACAAGCCACCCACCUGCUACGAGAUCCACUAGGGCAUCAAAGCCGGGCCUGCGGCAAGAGGUCGUCAGGUCACAGAGAGGCACCGCGUGCAGAGUGUGCGGCUGGAAGCCGUGAAGAAUGUGGGCACACCCACCAGUUCGGCUGCCCGCCUUUUAUUGGUGAUGCUCUUCUCUCCGCCUCUUUGGAUACUUCAAUUCUUCCUGGUACUCUUAUUGGUUCAAAGCUUUGCCAUCUGACAGCGGUUGAUUUCUACUUGUCUAGCCAUGCUGACAUUCGGGAACAAGCCGGCCUGAGCAUUAUCAUGUUCUGUGGGACACUAACAAACUUACUACUAAUGAGUUGCAAACUCUCACAAACAACUUUUGUUAUAUUUUCAGGUAUGGUAGUUAUACCCGCUCAGCCGUUCCGUAUUGAUUGCUCCUCGGGCGGUAAAAUUCGACGCUGACCAUGUGGCAGCCUUCUGGGCUGGAUUGUGCAUGGAGCGGUACUCCACAGGGCGGCGGAGUGUUUGUGUGACCUCCGGGGCGUUUUUGGAAUGUUGCUGCCAGGCCUCUCCCUGACCUCAAGGAAACUUCAAGCACAUCGUGUUUUACUGUUAACAAGAUCAGUGGCGGUUCCAGUGUACUCCGAGUUGUAUGGAUGGUAAUGUUUUACACCAUGGCACGAAACUAAAGAUAUUUACCGAUUCAGAUGUGAAGUAUCUGCUGUACUGUGUCAACUCAAGCUUUUGUACUUGUGCUCCGUGGAGUGUUUGUGUGAUCAUGUACGUUUGUAUGA